AUGCACAGAGCGGCGGCCGCCCCGCAGGUAGCAACAUGGCGCGCCGCGCCCGGGCCGCCGCCUGAGCAUCCUCCCUCUCGCCUCCCUUCAUCCCUCCCUCCCGCCGCCGCCGCCUCCGCCUCCCGCCGCCGGGCUGCCGCAGAGGGGCCGCCCGCCCGCGCCCUGCGCCAUGGCAGCCUCCGAGCUCUACACGAAGUAUGCCAGGGUUUGGAUCCCUGAUCCAGAGGAGGUCUGGAAGUCAGCAGAACUUCUCAAAGACUAUAAACCUGGAGAUAAAGUCCUCCAGCUUCGACUUGAAGAAGGCAAGGACCUAGAAUAUUGCCUAGAUCAGAAGACAAAGGAACUCCCGCCCUUGCGAAACCCUGACAUACUUGUUGGUGAAAAUGACCUCACAGCACUCAGUUAUCUCCAUGAACCUGCGGUUUUACAUAACCUCAAAGUUCGAUUCAUAGACUCUAAACUAAUCUAUACCUAUUGUGGUAUUGUCUUAGUGGCCAUAAAUCCUUAUGAACAACUGCCUAUCUAUGGCGAAGAUAUCAUCAAUGCAUACAGUGGCCAAAAUAUGGGGGAUAUGGAUCCACAUAUCUUUGCGGUGGCUGAAGAAGCGUAUAAGCAGAUGGCCAGAGAUGAGCGAAAUCAGUCAAUCAUUGUCAGUGGGGAAUCUGGGGCUGGAAAGACUGUCUCUGCAAAGUAUGCCAUGAGGUACUUUGCCACGGUCAGUGGAUCUGCCAGUGAAGCCAAUGUUGAGGAGAAAGUCUUGGCCUCCAACCCCAUCAUGGAGUCUAUUGGAAAUGCUAAAACUACAAGGAAUGACAACAGCAGUCGUUUUGGGAAAUACAUUGAAAUUGGUUUUGAUAAGAGGUAUCGAAUCAUUGGUGCUAACAUGAGAACUUACCUGUUGGAAAAAUCAAGAGUGGUGUUUCAGGCAGAAGAGGAAAGAAAUUAUCACAUCUUUUACCAACUUUGUGCCUCUGCAGCAUUACCUGAGUUUAAAACUCUACGAUUAGGGAAUGCAAAUUACUUUCACUAUACGAAGCAAGGUGGAAGCCCUGUGAUUGAUGGUGUCGAUGAUGCUAAGGAAAUGGUAAACACCAGGCAGGCCUGCACUCUGCUAGGCAUUAGUGAUUCCUACCAGAUGGGGAUUUAUCAAAUCCUUGCUGGCAUCCUUCACUUGGGCAACGUGGAGUUUGCAUCUCGGGAUUCUGACAGCUGCAUUAUUCCUCCCAAGCAUGAACCCCUCACCAUCUUCUGUGACCUCAUGGGUGUGGAGUAUGAAGAGAUGGCCCACUGGCUUUGCCAUAGGAAGCUUGCAACUGCCACCGAAACCUACAUCAAGCCAAUUUCUAAACUUCAUGCCAUCAACGCCAGAGAUGCACUUGCCAAACAUAUCUAUGCUAAUCUCUUUAACUGGAUUGUAGAUCACGUGAACAAAGCCCUUCAUGCUACUGUAAAACAGCAUUCUUUCAUUGGAGUGUUGGACAUUUAUGGAUUUGAGACAUUUGAAAUCAACAGCUUUGAACAGUUCUGUAUCAACUAUGCCAAUGAAAAACUGCAGCAGCAGUUCAAUAUGCAUGUCUUUAAGCUAGAACAAGAAGAAUAUAUGAAGGAACAAAUACCAUGGACCUUGAUUGAUUUCUACGACAAUCAGCCUUGCAUCAACCUCAUAGAGGCCAAAAUGGGAAUUCUGGAUCUGUUGGAUGAGGAGUGCAAGAUGCCAAAAGGCUCGGAUGACACUUGGGCCCAAAAACUGUACAAUACUCAUUUGAAUAAAUGUGCCCUCUUCGAAAAACCACGUUUGUCAAAUAAGGCUUUUAUCAUCAAGCACUUUGCUGACAAGGUGGAAUAUCAAUGUGAAGGCUUUUUGGAAAAGAAUAAAGACACAGUUUAUGAAGAACAAAUUAAGGUCCUAAAAUCAAGUAAGAAGUUUAAGCUGCUACCAGAGUUGUUCCAGGAUGAGGAGAAGGCCAUCAGUCCCACGUCAGCAACCCCUUCAGGGCGUGUGCCCUUGUCUCGAACGGCUGUCAAACCAGCCAAGGCCAGGCCAGGUCAAGCCAGCAAGGAGCAUAAGAAAACUGUGGGACAUCAGUUUCGAAACUCUCUCCACCUGCUGAUGGAAACCCUGAAUGCUACAACUCCACACUACGUGCGCUGUAUUAAGCCCAACGACUUCAAGUUCCCGUUCACAUUCGAUGAAAAGCGGGCAGUGCAGCAGCUGAGAGCUUGUGGUGUCCUGGAGACCAUCCGAAUCAGUGCAGCUGGCUUCCCGUCCAGGUGGACGUACCAAGAGUUCUUCAGCCGUUACCGUGUUCUGAUGAAGCAGAGAGAUGUCCUUGGUGACCGAAAGCAGACAUGUAAAAAUGUCCUGGAGAAGCUGAUUCUGGACAAGGAUAAGUACCAGUUUGGUAAGACAAAAAUAUUUUUCCGGGCUGGUCAAGUAGCCUAUCUGGAAAAAAUAAGGGCAGAUAAGUUGAGAGCUGCCUGUAUCCGCAUCCAAAAGACAAUCCGAGGCUGGCUGAUGCGCAAGAAGUACGUGCGUAUGAGGAAGGCUGCCAUCACCAUUCAGAGAUAUGUCAGAGGGUACCAAGCACGAUGCUAUGCCAAUUUCCUACGGAGAACGCGGGCUGCCAUCACUAUUCAGAAGUUCCAGCGCAUGUAUGUGGUCCACAAAAGAUACCAAUGCAUGCGAGCUGCUACUAUUGCUCUUCAGGCUCUCUUGAGAGGUUACAUGGCCAGGAACAAGUACCAAAUGAUGCUCCGGGAGCACAAGUCUAUUAUUAUUCAGAAACAUGUAAGAGGCUGGCUGGCUCGAGUGCACUACCAUAGGACCUUGAAGGCAAUUGUUUACUUGCAAUGCUGUUACCGGCGCAUGAUGGCUAAGAGGGAGCUAAAGAAACUGAAGAUAGAGGCCCGGUCUGUAGAACGUUACAAGAAGCUUCACAUUGGCUUGGAGAACAAGAUCAUGCAGCUGCAGCGAAAAAUUGAUGAGCAGAACAAAGAGUACAAAUCUCUGAUGGAGAAGCUGAGCAACCUGGAGAUCACAUACAGUACAGAGACAGAGAAGCUGAGGAGUGAUGUGGAAAGGCUUCGGAUGAGUGAGGAAGAGGCUAAGAACGCAGCCAACCGUGUCCUCAGCCUUCAGGAGGAGAUUGCCAAGCUCCGGAAGGAGCUGCACCAAACUCAGUCUGAGAAGAAGACCAUUGAGGAAUGGGCAGACAAGUACAAGCACGAGACUGAGCAGCUGGUAUCAGAGCUGAAAGAGCAGAACACAUUACUGAAAACAGAAAAGGAGGAGCUGAACCGCCGCAUCCAUGACCAGGCGAGGGAAAUAACAGAGACAAUGGAAAAGAAGCUAGUGGAGGAAACAAAACAACUAGAGCUAGAUCUGAAUGAUGAGCGGUUACGGUACCAGAACCUGCUGAAUGAGUUCAGCCGUUUGGAGGAGCGAUACGAUGACCUUAAGGAUGAAAUGAACUUAAUGGUGAGCAUCCCCAAGCCUGGACACAAAAGAACGGAUUCAACUCACAGUAGCAAUGAAUCUGAAUAUACUUUUAGCUCUGAGAUCACAGAAGCAGAAGACUUACCAGUGAGGAUGGAGCAGGAACCAAGUGAGAAAAAGGCACCAUUGGACAUGUCUCUGUUCCUCAAGCUGCAGAAACGGGUUACAGAGCUGGAGCAAGAAAAGCAAUCCCUGCAGGAUGAACUGGACAGAAAGGAAGAGCAGGCUCUCCGUGCUAAAGCUAAGGAGGAGGAAAGGCCUCCAAUGAGAGGUGCAGAGUUGGAGUAUGAAUCUCUCAAGCGUCAAGAGCUUGAAUCUGAGAAUAAAAAACUGAAGAAUGAGUUGAAUGAGCUGCAGAAGGCCCUCACAGAAACACGAUCGCCAGAGGUAACUGCUCCUGGUGCCCCUGCCUAUAGAGUCCUCCUGGACCAGCUGACUUCAGUAAGUGAAGAGCUUGAAGUACGCAAGGAAGAAGUCCUCAUCCUGAGGUCUCAGCUUGUUAGCCAGAAAGAGGCUAUUCAACCCAAGGAGGAUAAGAAUACCAUGACAGAUUCUACAAUCCUCUUGGAGGAUGUACAAAAGAUGAAAGACAAAGGAGAAAUAGCACAGGCGUAUAUUGGACUGAAAGAAACAAACAGGCUGCUGGAGUCUCAGCUUCAGUCGCAGAAGAAGAGCCACGAGAACGAACUGGAAUCACUGCGAGGUGAGAUCCAAAGUCUGAAGGAGGAAAACAAUCGCCAGCAGCAGCUCCUAGCACAGAAUCUGCAGCUGCCUCCAGAGGCCCGCAUUGAAGCCAGUCUACAACAUGAGAUCACCCGGCUGACUAAUGAGAACUUGGAUUUAAUGGAGCAGCUUGAAAAGCAAGACAAAACUGUUCGCAAGUUAAAGAAACAGUUGAAAGUAUUUGCUAAGAAGAUUGGUGAACUUGAAGUGGGCCAGAUGGAGAACAUAUCCCCUGGACAAAUCAUUGACGAGCCUAUUCGUCCGGUUAACAUUCCACGGAAAGAAAAGGACUUCCAAGGGAUGUUAGAAUAUAAGAAGGAGGACGAACAAAAGCUUGUCAAGAAUCUUAUUUUAGAGCUGAAACCACGUGGGGUAGCUGUCAACCUGAUUCCAGGACUACCAGCAUAUAUUUUGUUCAUGUGUGUGCGCCAUGCAGAUUACCUUAAUGAUGACCAAAAAGUGCGGUCGUUGUUGACUUCUACCAUCAAUGGCAUCAAAAAAGUGUUGAAGAAAAGAGGUGAUGACUUUGAAACAGUGUCCUUCUGGCUAUCUAACACCUGCCGAUUUUUGCACUGUUUGAAGCAAUACAGCGGAGAGGAGGGAUUUAUGAAGCAUAAUACACCUCGUCAGAAUGAACACUGCCUCACUAAUUUCGAUCUAGCUGAAUACAGACAAGUACUGAGUGACUUGGCUAUUCAGAUCUACCAACAACUCGUCCGAGUGUUGGAAAACAUUCUGCAACCCAUGAUUGUUUCAGGAAUGUUGGAGCAUGAGACGAUCCAAGGUGUCUCAGGGGUGAAACCAACAGGGUUGCGGAAGAGAACAUCCAGCAUUGCUGAUGAAGGAACCUACACUUUGGACUCCAUUAUUCGGCAGCUGAACUCCUUCCAUUCAGUGAUGUGUCAGCAUGGAAUGGAUCCAGAGCUGAUCAAGCAGGUUGUCAAGCAGAUGUUCUACAUCAUUGGGGCCAUAACGCUUAAUAAUCUUCUCCUGCGCAAAGACAUGUGCUCGUGGAGCAAAGGAAUGCAGAUAAGAUACAAUGUGAGUCAACUAGAAGAAUGGCUACGAGAUAAAAAUCUGAUGAAUAGUGGGGCUAAAGAAACCCUGGAACCCCUCAUCCAGGCUGCACAGUUGUUGCAAGUAAAAAAGAAAACGGAUGAGGAUGCUGAAGCCAUUUGUUCAAUGUGCAAUGCACUUACUACUGCCCAGAUUGUAAAAGUUCUGAAUUUGUAUACUCCAGUUAACGAGUUUGAAGAGAGAGUCUUGGUAUCGUUUAUACGUACAAUACAGAUGCGUCUGCGAGACAGGAAGGACUCUCCUCAGUUGCUCAUGGAUGCUAAACACAUCUUCCCUGUUACUUUUCCAUUUAAUCCAUCCUCUCUGGCAUUAGAAACCAUUCAGAUCCCAGCCAGCUUGGGCCUGGGCUUCAUAUCACGUGUCUGAUCUCAAGGAUGUACUGUCAGUGUUAGAUGGAGAAUCAGUUGCCUCAUAUCUGUACCCAUUAAAACAUAGUGAGCCACUGAAAACACAUUUUCUGAACAUUCUAUAUGUAUGCCCAGAUCUGUAGUACAAGUAACCGGAAAACUACAUAACAGCACAACAGAUUGGAGGCUAAUAGAAAGAUGUGCAUUUGUGUUCAGUCAUUGCAUUUAUGAGGACAUCACCGAUUCAUGCAUUUCCUGAACAUGGAAAUCGGGCUUGGACUAAAAUUGUGUCUUCAGCUGUCUAGAGACAUUUUUAGAUCUUAAGUAACAUAUUUAAAUAGUGUAAAUUAAACUCCAUAUGUAAUCUUCUCAUAGGCAGGGAUCAACAGGGACAGCCCUGAACAUGGAAGACUUGAAAGUAAGGCAUUUUGUAGUAGAAUACAGAGUCACUUGGGAGCCUGUUACAUUUAAUUUGUGAAAACUGGAGUAGAGAAACACAAACUGGCAAUAUAGAAAAUGCUUUCUUGAACCACUUAUUUAUGUCAGUUUGACAUGAAUUCUAGUGAUAAGUCUUAUAGCUCACUAUAUGCUAUAACUUAGGUGUUCAUUUUUUAGCACUGUGGUUUACCAAGCAUACUAAAUCGCUGCUGCAUAUUGUGUUCUUUUAAAUGUACAACAGUAUCAUACUAAGCACUAAAAAUAAGAUAUUUCAUUUUUUAUUGUCAGCCUUAUUUACAGUCUGAUGCAGUCUGUUAUUUUAACUGGAUUUUUGCAAAUGGUAUCAAAUAACACCUAUAGAGGAAAAUGGUAACUAAGCACAAGUAGCACACUGGAAAUUACAUGUUUAGUUAUUUUUAAAAGUAGUUAGCUAAAAAUACACAAUCUUGAAGCAAAUGAUCAGAAGUCAAUAAUGAUUUUAGUAUUUAUUUAGAUUUUGUAGUCUGUCUAAUGUUCUCUGUUUGUAGACCCCAGAGAUGACAGCUUGUAUUUUGAGUGUAAUCCCUUUUGGUUUGGUGCCACUUCAAAAAAAAAAAAAAAAAAAAGAAAAAAGAAAGAAAAGAAAAAAAAGGGAAAAAAAAAAGUAUUCCUUCAUACUGGAAUUUGAGAGGAAAAACUUUAAUAGAAAAUUUUUGCAGUAGCCCAAGGCUCUCAUUCUUUGAAAGGUUGACAAUAAUGUUAAGUAGGUUUUGACUAUGAUGCUGUCAUUUGACUAUGAUUCAUGCUGAUUUAAUGGUUGGAGAUCCAGAGUGCCAUUCAAUAAUGAGAAACUGAGUUAUUUUGGAUAUUGCACAUCUUACUGGAAAGGUUCUUCUGUCUCACAUGUCUUCACAAUAAAAUUCACAUUUCACGAUGUGCAACAGCCCUGCUAAGGUUUCAGUUCUGAACUUUAAAACAGGUAGUUUGUGGUGUAUGGCUCAAAUAUACACGUAAAAAAAAGCCACACACCUUGUUUAAUUGCAUUGUGCAAUAUCUUUUAUGUAUUAUAAUAAUUAGUAUCUUAGCACUAACAUUGGUUUCUUUUAAAAUAUUGAGAAAUAAUCUAGAGGUACACUAUUAGACUAUUUGGUACUAAUCUGUUUGCCUGCAAACUCAGAAAAAAACCUUGCUGUUAAGCAGACUGAAACAUUUCAGUUAUGUUUUAUUGAGAAGUAAACAUGCUGUUUGUAAGGUUGCUAAAAUCGGUAGUACAGACAACCCAAACUUUGUCACUAUCAUUUUAAGAUGCUCGUGUCAUCUUACUUUCAAAUGUGUAUGCCCCAUAUUAUGUUUGAUGGAUCAUGCCAGUACUUCCAAGAAUCUAAUACUGUAUUGCAUAACUGUUUUGAAUGAUCUUUGCUAAAUGAGUUGGAUUGUUUUCCUGUGCAUGGUAUACCAAACACUCUUUUUUCCAAUGUUACUUGAUUCCCGAAACUACAGCUACUACUGUUAAGUGGCUCCAGAUAAGGUAUAAUGUAAUUUUCAGACUGUUAGGGGUACUGUACUUGUGAGAAUGUAAUGGGAAAGCCUUCACAUCCAGUAAUGAGGUUAGGAAAGAAAAUACCUGAGAACAUGCUGACCUAUAAAUUUUUUCUCCUAUUGAAAACCAAACAAUUGGCAUUGCAGUAUGUUCAUACUAUAGAUCGGGAAAUGUAUCCACUACUUAAGCAUUAGUGUUUAAAAUGUAUGCCUAAAUGUAUUUUUGUUUGAUUUUUAAGUUUGUUUACCUGUAAAAAGCCUUAUUGUAUCUUGUUUCCUUAAAAAAAAAAAAGUAGUGUUUAGUAAUUUAUAGGUAUUAUCCUUAAACUCAGUGGUUUGACUGGUAUUACUUUUAUAUCACAUUAAAAGUAUAUGCUGCUUGACAUGUUUUAAAGGAAAAUAUUUUUAAGUUGGAAGAGAUGUGUAGUUGGUAACUCACCUAACAUUUUACAUGGCAGUAUUUUACAUGCACUUUUCAGAAGUAAAAUUUUAGUGUCAGUGUAUAAUAUAUCUUUCACCUUAGGACUAAUAUCUCUUUAACCAUGGAAUAUAAUGCAGAUUUAUUUUAACAACUUUUUUUUCCCCUUUGAAUCAUUGUCAUGCUCUUUUAAUGUGGACAUAUCUUUUAUAUUUUAAUUUAUUAUCUAUUGCUAUGAUAGAUUUUAUCGGAUGCUGGAAAAAUACUUGUCAAUGACCCCUUAGAAUUAUAUACAGUUAUUAUAGAGAAUUUGCACAAUAAUUACCUCAUUCAGUUUGGUGUAUUUUUAUUCCAGUGAUCAUUUUAUUCUGAUGUUUAGGACACAGUCUUCUAUCCAAAUUGCUUCUCAGACUUCAGUCUGGGAUGGAACAUGAAAGUGCAUAAGUCCAUUAAAUGCAAUUAAUCUAUUCUAUCACAGGGGGAAAAAAAUACCAACUUCAAUGUUGAAAAGUGGAUUGAUAACCAGUAACAUUUGUUCCCAACUUGGAAACACCAGCAUUUGCAAUUUGAAGGUCUGUGUAAUUUGUGAUUUAAACUGAACACAUUUCAAAUACCGUACAAAAACUAUGAGUAAAGACUUGUUUUUUUAAGAUGCUGAUACUUUAUGUGAUAAAUAAAGCCUUUAAACAUAGGUUUUCACUCAAUGCCACCACAGUACAUAGAUGAAAACCAAAACAUUGUCAGAAUGACCUGAGCUCUGAUCCGUUGUAGUGUCUGAUGUUGUACUUAGUAAAUGUAUGCACCAUAAAAACUGUAGCCUAAUAGCUAUCACUGGAAAAUGUCCAAAUAAAAAUACAACACUAAGA
Molecule: messenger RNA, 8883 nt
Organism: Strigops habroptila (Kakapo)
Lineage: Eukaryota; Metazoa; Chordata; Aves; Psittaciformes; Psittacidae
Gene: MYO5A
Product: myosin VA
Exons: 41
Coding region: 170-5662 (1830 amino acids)
Biological process (GO): vesicle transport along actin filament; actin filament organization
Cellular component (GO): actin cytoskeleton; vesicle; myosin complex
Molecular function (GO): ATP binding; microfilament motor activity; actin filament binding
Source: RefSeq, a predicted model, not a curated record